Messenger RNA from Drosophila mauritiana, 1765 nucleotides. RefSeq lists its product as uncharacterized. Bases 56 to 1615 code for a protein of 519 amino acids. The record is from RefSeq and is a predicted model, not a curated record. Lineage: Eukaryota; Metazoa; Arthropoda; Insecta; Diptera; Drosophilidae. The transcript has a single exon.
CUCGCCUUCAGUUUAGCGCGGAACUCUGGGCAACGAGCACCUGUAGAAGCGAAAGAUGAAAGCGAUUGGUUUGGGAUUCAUCCUCGUCACCUUGCGGGUAGCGCUCUCCCAUGGAAGCCCAGUUGGUCGGGAGGCGAUCGGAGGUCCGAUGGCGAUGCGGGGAUUCAACAACAGCCUGGGAACUUUCGUGGAGUACAGCGGUCAGGCGUCGCUAGCCUCCAAAGAUUGGGAGUUAUGUGCCAGCUUCAACUUGGAGUCGCUUUAUCUGGCAAUAAUUGCAUUCAAUAGUGUCUACAAGGAUGUGGUCGAUGAGUGCGAAAGGCAAAGCAAUAGUUGUCCAGAAAUUAUGAACAUUACAAAGUUUGCGGAUAGUAUUCUUCACGAUGGACUAAUGGACUUGGAGAACGCGUUGUACUGGAUGGCCGGACGACGGUCUUCAGCAGAAGACGACGUGGGCAACGAGCUUAGGAUGGGAACAUCCUGCAUUGACAGCUCCAUUAAUGUUAUAAAUGUAAGCCUUCAAGAACCCCUUCAAGAUAUGAUGAAGCCGUAUCUAUACUUUAUGGGCAACAGACUAAAAAGUGCCCAGAAUGCCAUAACUGAAGCCAUAAUCUCCGCCCACCAGGGAAAGCUUAGUCCUCUUGUCCUUUCAAUCAAACAGCUGCAAGCGAAGAUGCCGCCAAUUCUGGGUGAUCUUUCACGGAGUGGAAUCCGGAAUGUUUACCUCCUCGCCUCCGUUGUUCCUCGGCAGCGGGGCAACCAAUGGGAGUUCCAAAUCACAGUGCCCUUGCUCGAUGCGGAGAAGUUUAAUAUCUACCGAUUGACGCCCAUUCCACGGUUAAACAAUGGCGUAAUCCAACUGGUGGAAACCGAAACACCUUAUCUGGGCAUCAACGAUCAUCUGGACAGGUAUUUUCCGCUUCAGAACUUGGACGACUGCAUCAAGUUGGGCGAAGAAAGGUUCGUUUGCAGGCACAACCACAUUAUCUACGGGACUGGGGAUGACAGUUUUGACUGCUCCCUGGCGGCCAUACGGAACCAGUCUUCCGCAGUCUGCACCUUGCGUCAAGUGGAGGAGAAGAGUCUGUGGACACAGAUGGUGGCACCGAACUCCUGGAUGGUGGCCCUUACCAAGGAGCUAACUUUAAUAGGAGUGUGCUCUGGUGAGAGGCAGGAGCUCCAGAUAAAUGGCAGUGGAAUCCUGAGCAUUCAAAGUGACUGUGCCGUGCGCAGUCCAGCUGUCACCCUCCAUGGACAACCCCGGAAAACAGUUCCUUCGAAAAGGGGUUACGCAGCGCUGCAGCAGGACUCAAAAUCUUCACGGGAAUCCGUGAGCCUGGAAUCAUUUAAUCAACUCCUGGCGAUCGUGGGCCAACUGGAGCUGAACCAGAAAAAGCCGGAAGCUGUCCGAGAUUUUCCAAUGGUGGUCAUAGCUGUCUGCCCAGCCAUAUUGCUGGUCGCCUUACUGGCUUCGGCGACCUGGUUAUAUCGCACCCAUCGGAGCAAACAACUUGCGCAGGCUCAAAGUCCAGUCAACGAAGUCAAUGGUCUCCAGGAGCCACAGAAUCGCCGCAAAACCUGCAAUCUUCCCCUGCUGGAAAAACAGGAAACCUAGAAAAUCCGGAGAGGCGGCUGCGUGGGCAUAGGUUCAUCUGAUGAAAUUGCAAAGAGAGCUAAGAUUCUUUAACAAGUUCUUGUGUCGAUUAUAAUACAGUUUUAUUUGUUUGGUUUGAUUGCAAUAAAUAUUAGUUACUCUCUUCAUGUA